Melampsora larici-populina 98AG31 is the source of this 465-nucleotide messenger RNA. RefSeq lists its product as uncharacterized. The transcript has 3 exons. NCBI's taxonomy places the organism in Eukaryota, Fungi, Basidiomycota, Pucciniomycetes, Pucciniales, Melampsoraceae. The record is from RefSeq and is a predicted model, not a curated record. Bases 1 to 465 code for a protein of 154 amino acids.
AUGCAAUUCCUCUCUUUCGCUCUGAUUUUUGCUAGUGCUCUCAUGUUUUCGCAGAUUCAAGCGACCCCAGCAAGCGGCCUUUAUGCCACCAACACCUUUGAGCAAGAAUCUCACGUUUUGAAACGAGCUGAAAGUUCUUCAGGAACAGACUCUAACACCAUGGACGGGCCUCCAACAGAUAGAACUUCAACUUCAGAUAAGCUUGGAUUGAAUGCUGGAAACCUCACUGAUAUACCAGAAAAGACCGCCAGUACGACAAACUCUGAUGAAGACCAAAUCAAGGCGGCUAAAGAAGCUAUCACUAAGCAAAAGAAAGUCACCAAGGCUGAAUGGCAAAAGUUCCAAGAUGAGGAAGAUAAGUUACAAAAGAUGACACAUGAUCUUGUGGUUUUGGAGAUGAAAUCACACAAGCCACCAACCAUGAGUCCAACCAUGGGACCAACCAUGGGUCACAUCAGUGUCUAA